Cucurbita pepo subsp. pepo (vegetable marrow) is the source of this 860-nucleotide messenger RNA. RefSeq lists its product as uncharacterized. The record is from RefSeq and is a predicted model, not a curated record. NCBI's taxonomy places the organism in Eukaryota, Viridiplantae, Streptophyta, Magnoliopsida, Cucurbitales, Cucurbitaceae.
UAGAAAAUUGGAUAGAACAAGAGAGUGAAAACUGAAGAAUCAAAGAUUGAAGCUUUCCGCAGGGAUUUUGUUUGAUCUUCUGGGAACAGAGAGAGAGUAGUUUUGGGGACAGUGGGCGUCACAGUGGUGUGGCGAAGCAAACAAAUAGCGGAAGCGAUGCCAUUGACAGCCCGAUUCACUCUUCCCGGGCACUGUACCGAAGAACCAUAUUCCAAUUCUGGCAGACCACGUCCCAAUACGAAGACCCACUCCAGAGAUUCACCUCUUUAAUACCCUCUGCCUUCUCCCGCUUCAUUUCUGCAAUCGGAACGCAUCAAUGGCUGACGACGAAUCGCAAUCUCAACCUCCCCUCGAAGCCGAUUCUUCUGCUCCUCCGCCACUGCCGCCCCCGCCUCCCUUUGAUCCCAGUCGAAUGAUUGGUAUCAUCAAACGGAAAGCCUUGGUAAAAGAGCUAGCUGCAGCAUAUCACGCUGAGUGUCUUCUGUACUGCCAAGAGCUUCUUGAGCUUCAAAGAAAGUGGGACGAGCCAUAUAUUGAAUUAAAAGUACCUGAGGAUCCAAGAAAGGAGACAAUGAAGCCUAGCAAACGUCAGAAGAAAGCCCGCUAGGUAAUAAAUACAUUCGAUACUGCUUACCCGACUUCGCCAUCUGAUGAUUCAUCCGUUCUGCAAAGGAAACUCAUGGCACAAAGAUGAUGAUCUAAGUAUUGAUAGUCUGAUGCUCCAUGGAGCCAACAAUCUGUACACUCAGUUAUGAAAACAAUGAUGUAUAUGAAAUAUUUGUGUGCUUUGUAUACUCAAUUUGCCAACAGAGUGUCUUUGUUCACAACCUUUGAAUUAUAAGCUUCGUUUCCCCUUUUUU